AGUAAGGACACGAUGGAGAGGUUAUCUUGCUCGUUCGAGGGCAUAAAUGUAAAAUACAAACUCGCAACCAGAGUUAUUUUUUACCCUUUGUACUGCUGUUACUCUGUUCGGUCUGCAUCUUUCACGCCCCCCAUUUUUACCUUUCCUUAUGGAACUUCUCGCCGGCAACUGUCGGAAACGACCCGCCGAUGACUUCGCCGAGGAUGUCGACCCGUUCGGUAGCUCCGAGUGGAUGUACGGAAGCCGUUCACUGAGGACUCAGGGAAACGACGACGCUUUGGCCACGCUCGCAGACUUGGCGCCGCCUCCUCAGAAACUGAAACCCAUCAGGUGCGUCGUCAAGCCUCCUUCUGAGGAUCGACAACAUCCUCUUGAUAUCCUCGCCGGAAGUCUAGACAGGCUGCCGCCGGAGAUGGGGUUUCUCGGAGACGGCGGCUGUUUUGAGGCUCCUUUGGGUUCGAAGAUUGCUGAUGUGGAGGAGAGCGGUCAAUUGACUCGUGGGUUUUCGAAGGAUGAGGUUGAAAUGGAGGUUCGAGGUCGAGUCUCUAGACGUGAUGGUGUGUCUCUGAGCUCGUCUGCUGAUAGCGAUAGCGACUCUUCCCAGGGCGGACGCAAGGCUAAAAGAAAGCGGAAAACGAGGGAAAAGAUGGAGCAUUUCGUGGAGAAGCUGGUUGGGAGUAUGAUGAAGCGGCAAGAGAAGAUGCAUAACCAACUGAUCAAAGUGAUGGAGAAGAUGGAGCACGAGAGAAUACGCAGCGAGGAAGCUUGGAGGCAACAAGAUAUAGAGAGGAUGAAACAGAACGUAGAGGCACGGAUGCGAGAGAUGUCACGCAGCUCGUCUAUCAUCUCCUUCAUCAAAAGUGUUAUCGGUGAAGAAGAAGAUAUCGAGAUGCCAAACCUCACUAUUCCCCUUCCCAAACAAUGCGAAUCGGCUCAUCAGAGACAAGGAGAUGAUGUGAAGUUUGUGUUUCCAAGCGGAAGAAGGUGGCCGCAUGAGGAAGUGCAGGCGUUGAUAGAUAGCAGAAGCCAAGUGGAAGAGAAGACAGGGUUCCACAGGGUUGCGAUAUGGGAUGACGUAUCAGCGAAAAUGAAGGAAAGAGGGUAUGAGAGAUCUGCUAAGAAAUGUAAGGAGAAGUGGGAGAACAUGAACAAGUACUACAAGAGAGUUGUGGAAGGUAAGAAGACGCAACCUGAGCACAGCAAGACUCGCUCUUACUUUGAGAAACUAGGGAAGCUUUACAAGACCAACUCAGUAGUAGACAAGGAAGAGUGAGUGAGGGGGGUUCGAGUGUAAGAUUAAGAUUACGUUUUUUUUCUUGUCAGGGUUUAAAUUUGAUUUUUGGUGUAGUUAAAUAAACCAAACCUACGACUUUGUAUUUGUAUGAUGUUGAGUUUUAGAAGGUUCGAAAUAAAGACAAAAAAACGUUGUUGGUGA
Molecule: messenger RNA, 1435 nt
Organism: Brassica oleracea var. oleracea
Lineage: Eukaryota; Viridiplantae; Streptophyta; Magnoliopsida; Brassicales; Brassicaceae
Product: trihelix transcription factor GT-2-like
Exons: 2
Coding region: 149-1273 (374 amino acids)
Source: RefSeq, a predicted model, not a curated record